This is a messenger RNA of Carassius auratus (goldfish), 3415 nucleotides long. Its product is annotated as UNC93-like protein MFSD11. The coding region runs from base 213 to 1571 and encodes 452 amino acids. The record is from RefSeq and is a predicted model, not a curated record. NCBI's taxonomy places the organism in Eukaryota, Metazoa, Chordata, Actinopteri, Cypriniformes, Cyprinidae. The transcript is spliced from 14 exons.
UGGAUGUCACAUGACCGACAUUUUUUAUUUUGGAGCAGGCAGCGCUUUCCCGAGAAGACGGAAACGAACAAAUCUUUAUGUUAACCAGCUUUUACACAAUGUUUUUCCCUCCCCUUAUCGAAACAGGUGUUCACAUUAUGAAUUAGCUGUGUUCAUCAGCGCACCCAAGUUGUCGUCUCAGGUUGUCAUCGAGCUAAAGACUGUAAGCCACCAUGAGUCCAGAAGGAAAGACCCUGCUCAACAUCAUUGUCCUGGGCUUGGGCUUCAUGGUUAUGUUUACUGCCUUUGGCACCUGCGGGAAUAUUGAACAAACCGUGAUAAAGAGUUUCAACAGCACAGAGUUUCAUGGAAGUGGCUACACAAGCAUGGCGAUUAUCUACGCCGUGUUCUCUGCCUCGAACCUCAUAGCGCCCUCAGUGAUAGCUGUCAUUGGACCUCAGUUGUCUUUGUUUUUUAGUGGACUUGUUUAUAGUGGUUAUAUUGCUGUUUUCAUUCAUCCGUACACCUCAUCGUUCUACACUUUAUCUGUGUUGCUCGGAAUCGCCGCUGCAGUGCUCUGGACGGCCCAAGGGAAUCUGCUCACCAUCAACUCCAAAGAUUCCACCAUUGGAAGAAACAGUGGAAUAUUUUGGGCAUUGAUGCAGUUUAGCUUGUUCUUUGGGAAUCUUUACAUAUUUGUUGCGUGGCGUGGCAAGAGUCACAUAACUGAUAAGGACCGCCAGACGGUUUUCAUCACACUAACGGUCAUCAGCCUGGUGGGCAACUUCCUUUUUUUCCUUAUCCAGCGUCCAGACCCAGAACCUGCUCCUACUGAUGCCUCUGAGUCACUACUACCAGCAGACAUCUCAGAUAGUAGCUCUGUGGUUCUAUCCCAGAGUCUGUGCUCUCAGGCAUUUGAGGCAUUCAAGAGAUCCAUUCAGCUAGCUGUGACCAAAGAGAUGCUUCUACUGAGCAUACCCUUUGCAUACUCAGGUCUCGAGCUCACCUUUUACAGUGGGGUGUAUGGGACAUGUUUAGGGGCCAUGACUCAGUUUGGACAUGAUGCCAAGGGUCUUAUCGGCCUCUCUGGAAUUUUGAUUGGUGUUGGUGAAAUACUUGGAGGAGGAGUAUUUGGGAUCCUGGAUAAGUGUAAUCGUUUUGGCAGAAACCCAGUGGUGUUUUUGGGGCUGUUUACCCAUAUUGUGGCAUUUUACCUCAUCUUCCUCAACAUAGCCAGUGAUGCUCCCGUGGCUCCAGAGGAAGGCACACAAAUGCAAGCUUUUAUCCAACCCAGUGUGACUGUGGCGCUGAUAUGCAGUUUCCUGCUGGGUCUGGGUGAUAGUUGUUUCAACACUCAGCUCAUCAGCAUUGUGGGCUUCUUGUUCCGGGACGACAGUGCCUCAGCAUUUGCCGUCUUUAAAUUUGUACAGUCCAUCACAGCUGCGGUGGCCUUCUUCUACAGCAACUACCUUCUCCUCCACUGGCAGCUGCUCAUCAUGGUGCUGAUGGGCUUCAUGGGCACCAUUACUUUCUUUGUGGUGGAGUGGGGCGUUAUCAGCAGACAGCGGGACUCUGAUUAUGACAGUAUCUGAUAGGACUGAAGUGCCAGAACUCCUCUCCAGCCAUCAGCAUCAGCGUGCAGAUCCACAAACCAUCUUCAACAGCUAUUUCCCUCUUUGGUUUAGCUCUUGAGUCCAUCUAGUCCAUGUAUCCAUGAUCCUUUUCAAGUGAAUCGGCUGUGUAGACUCUAUUCUUUACAUGCACUUACCAUACGUUUACUCCUCCGAUGGGAUCAAGGAUCAAGUGCUAUAAUGCAAUAAAAGGUUUGUUCACAUUUUUUUUUACCUGUCACAUAGCAUUAUACUGUGCAAAAAGAAACCUGUAACUAUGGUCUCAUUAUAUUUCCAACAAUGCUUAUUUUCUUGAACAUUAAACAAGAUGCUGUAGGAAUAAUUCACCCAGAGAAUCUUCACGCAGCUCAUUUGAGCACAAAGACAGUUCAUAGUGACCACAGAUAAACUUCCCUUCCCUCAAGAUUGAAUCCACCUUCAAACAUGCCGCUUGAACUGUUUGCAUGCGGUUCCACCAAACACUGUUGGGUUUUGUGGUUGUUGUAAAUGAACUCAAACUUACCAGUUUAAAUACAGGAAUCAGAUUUGUGAGCUACGGCCUAAAUUGACCUAAAUUGCUAUCUGAUUCUCACAGAAAAGUAUCAUAUGGCAUUGAAAGUCUUGUAGUAUAGCGCAGUAGACGAAUAGAAUAGAGUUUUUUGUCCAUUUUUGGAGCUCGACAAAUGUGGUCACUUUGAAUGUUGACGUAUGGAAAAGAGAUGUACAAAGAGGAAAUUCAGCUUUUUUUGUUCCACGAAAACCAAAAUUGUGACCCUGGAGCACAAGACCAGUCUUGCGUCAUUGGGGUGUAUUUUCAGCAUCAGCCAAAAAAACAUUGUAUGGGUCAAAAUGAUUGAUUUUUCUUUUAUGCCAAAGUAAUAUGCAUUGCUAAGAAUUUAUUUGGUCAGUUUCAAAGGCGAGUUUCUCCAUAUUUUGGUUUUUUGUUUUUUUGCACCCUCAGAUUCCAGAUUUUCAAUUAGUUGUCUCAGCCAAAAUAUUGUCUGAUCCUAACAAACCAAACAUCAAUGGAAAUCUUAUUGGUUCAGCUUUCAGGUGAUGUAUAAAUUGAGACUCAAGACUGGUUUUGUGGUCCAGGAUCACAAAUGAGGUUAUGUAAAUAGACAGUUUUUAAGGUGAACUAAUCCUUUAAAUGCAAACGCAGUAAAUCACUGAGCAUUGCAAGUUUGCAACACCAUUUAAAUGUACACUACGCUGUGAGACUGCAGAUGAGAAAUAUGGUUAAAGAUCACAGCUACGAAAUCAGUAUCAGUGUGAAACACUCGAUGCACAGACUGUAGUUAAAUUAGAAUGUCUUGUUUAUUUUCAUUAUUUUUCCCAGUUGGCUUUUAAUUUGAAAAAAAAACAACAACAAUUCCCAAAGAUUGAAGCAUUCUUUGUAGAAAUUUGCUGUAUUUCUUUUAGGUUUGUCCUUGUUUAUUUGUGGGAAGUAAGCACAUAUUACAAUGAUACCAAUCACUGAUAUAUUCAAUGGAAAACUGAGGAGGCAUAUUUCGGGAAUCAUUUUUCACAGUUGCAACUAUAAUCGUAUCAAGCUGGGCUUAAGUCAGCAUGUCACUGAAAGACUUUCUUAAUACAUUCACAAUACAUAUGUUAGGAGCUCAUGUGCAUGGGAGUGGGAGCUACAUCUAUGUUAUUACGUCUUCUAGCGGUUUAGUGCAAUCUACAGGAUGUUGAGGGAUGAUGUGAUAUGAAUAUCUGGUCGUAUACUUAAAUAUAUCGUAAUGUAAAAAUGGAAACGGCACCUGGAUAUUCUGUUUUCUUUUAUAAAUGUGUAUAUAUGAGAUUAAAGUCCUUGUUGAGCCUUU